ACAGGAGAGACAAAAACACAAACAAAACGCCUUAGUCUAUACGUGUCACAAUCAACAUGGCUGAAGAACGCUGUUCUGACUAUCGGCUGUCCGCAGCAUCCCUCCAGAGUUACCUUCGAAAGACAUUCAAUGACGACACCAUUGCAGUCGAGUCUAUCAAUUCACACUAUGUAUUCAACCUCCCUGAGGGGUGUACUUUGACAGAGGCCCACAAGAAUGAAAUUAAUGCGCUGAGAGUGCAGCGCAGGUGAGGCUCUGGACAAGUUGCGCACCCAUAGAGGCACAGUGGUUGAACCGUACAUGUUUGUACUUGCUGUUGGUCACGGUGACUUGGCUGGUAUUAGGGGGGUAACUCGUGUAGGCUCACUGCGUCCUUGUAUCUAUGUAAGGGGUGGUCCGUAGAGUGUUAAAUACAAACAAGCGUGGACACUCAAAUCUUG
Messenger RNA from Fusarium graminearum PH-1, 440 nucleotides. RefSeq lists its product as uncharacterized. The coding region runs from base 57 to 251 and encodes 64 amino acids. Lineage: Eukaryota; Fungi; Ascomycota; Sordariomycetes; Hypocreales; Nectriaceae. The record is from RefSeq and is a predicted model, not a curated record. The transcript is spliced from 3 exons.